AUGUGGGGCUUUGGGGGAGGCAGGAUCUUCGGGAUCUUCUCCGCUCCCGUCCUGGUGGCCGUGGUGUGUUGCGCCCAGAGUGUGAACGAUCCCGGCAAUAUGUCCUUCGUGAAGGAAACGGUGGAUAAAUUGCUGAAAGGCUACGACAUCCGCCUCCGCCCGGAUUUCGGAGGUCCGCCCGUCUGCGUGGGGAUGAACAUCGACAUCGCCAGCAUCGACAUGGUCUCCGAAGUCAACAUGGAUUACACUUUGACUAUGUAUUUUCAACAGUACUGGAGAGAUAAGAGACUGGCAUAUGCUGGCAUACCUCUCAACCUGACGCUUGAUAAUCGAGUGGCAGAUCAACUCUGGGUGCCUGACACCUACUUCUUAAAUGACAAGAAAUCAUUUGUGCACGGUGUUACUGUGAAGAACCGAAUGAUUCGCCUUCAUCCAGAUGGAACGGUGCUUUAUGGCCUCAGAAUCACAACCACUGCAGCUUGUAUGAUGGACUUGAGAAGAUACCCGCUAGAUGAACAGAACUGUACUCUCGAAAUAGAAAGCUAUGGCUAUACGACUGACGACAUAGAGUUCUACUGGAGAGGUGGAGAUAAUGCAGUCACUGGUGUGGAAAGGAUUGAGCUUCCUCAGUUCUCCAUCGUGGAAUAUAGACUGGUGUCCAAGAAUGUUGUCUUUGCCACUGGUGCCUAUCCAAGACUCUCACUGAGCUUCAGGUUGAAGAGAAAUAUUGGAUACUUUAUUCUUCAAACUUACAUGCCCUCCAUACUGAUUACCAUUUUAUCAUGGGUGUCAUUCUGGAUCAAUUAUGAUGCAUCAGCAGCAAGAGUUGCCCUUGGAAUUACAACUGUGCUGACUAUGACAACAAUCAACACACAUCUGCGAGAGACUUUGCCUAAAAUUCCCUAUGUUAAAGCCAUUGACAUGUAUCUUAUGGGCUGCUUUGUAUUCGUCUUCUUGGCCUUACUUGAAUAUGCCUUUGUCAACUACAUUUUCUUUGGAAAAGGCCCUCAAAGGCAGAAGAAACUUGCGGAAAAAACAGCAAAGGCAAACAACGAUCGCUCAAGGUUCGAAGGCAGCCGGGUGGACACCCAUGGAAACAUUCUGCUAACAUCUCUUGAAAUUCACAAUGAGGUGGCAAGCAACGAGGUCACAACCAGCGUUACGGAUGCCAGAAAUUCAGCGAUAUCCUUUGACAACUCAGGAAUCCAGUACAGAAAACAAAGCUCACAUCGCGAAAGCCUUGGAAGGCGUUCAUCAGACAGAACAGGCUCCCACAGCAAGAGGGGCCAUUUACGAAGAAGGUCUUCACAACUGAAGAUAAAAAUUCCUGAUCUAACAGAUGUGAAUGCCAUUGACAGAUGGUCAAGAAUGGUGUUUCCAUUCACAUUUUCUCUUUUCAACUUAAUUUACUGGCUAUACUAUGUUAACUGAGUGACUGAACUUUUUUAAAGGACUUCAAUUAUAACAAGUGAAGUACUACUUGCCUGCAGAGUUUAUAUAUAUUUAUAUGUAAAAACAUAUAUAUAUAUGAACUUUUACAAUGUAGAGAAUACUCAUGUAUGUGUGAAUACGUACAGCGAAGAAUCGUGUGUAUAUAUGAGCACACACUGGAGAGCAAAAGUAUAUGUAUGCACACAUACGUGUACGCAUUCAUUCUGAGGUUAUGGACAAUGUAACAUAGAAUGCACUUCCGAGGAACUUUUUAAUUUGAAAGGCAGGUGUCGUCCAAAGCAAGCCUUGGGAACGUAAGUGUUGUGUAUUAUCACUUCAAAACUUUGAUGGUCAUAGAAAUUUUCAAACAGCUGUAAUGGUGUAUAAAGUCAGUAUUUAGUAACAUUGUUUGUAAAUGCCACCAUGCACACUAAUCAUAAAGUGAUAGAGUUACACUGGUAAGUUUAAAGUAAGUCAUUUGUAUUGCAGAACCAUGAACAACAAUCUCAUCAAGCCAAACUUGUUUCUCUUUGCUAAAAUUUCUUGGUUUUGUAUGACCUAAGACACUUUUCCCACUCAUUAAUGGGCAUUGUUUUUAAUGGUCUCUUGCUUUCUCUUCUGCAGUAAGCAAGCUGAUCAUAGGAGUAUUGCUGUAGGUCUUUGGAGAUGCAUACGUGUUCAUAAUAUUUCAAACAAGCAUUUUAAAUGUCCAUCAACAGUGAAAAGAAUCUUUUGUAAGUACUGUAAAUGUGCAGCACAUUUUCCUCCCCUUGGACUGGUUCCAGCUGCCAUGUCAUUUUGAAAGAGAACAGCACAUUUUUAGUGUAAAGUAGCUGAGAUUUCAACUACUGUCAACGUGUUCUACAUCUGCUGUAGAUGUAAAGAUUGUUAUUCCAGUGAAAACAUAGAAGAUGUCUCAGGUUAUUUGCUACUUCAACAUGAAACCA
Messenger RNA from Centrocercus urophasianus (Greater sage-grouse), 2378 nucleotides. It is a transcript of the gene GABRB3, whose product is annotated as gamma-aminobutyric acid type A receptor subunit beta3. Gene Ontology annotation, biological process: chemical synaptic transmission; regulation of membrane potential; signal transduction. NCBI's taxonomy places the organism in Eukaryota, Metazoa, Chordata, Aves, Galliformes, Phasianidae. Bases 1 to 1431 code for a protein of 476 amino acids. Gene Ontology annotation, molecular function: extracellular ligand-gated monoatomic ion channel activity; neurotransmitter receptor activity; GABA-A receptor activity. Gene Ontology annotation, cellular component: synapse; GABA-A receptor complex; membrane. The record is from RefSeq and is a predicted model, not a curated record. The transcript has 9 exons.